AUGGCCAACUUUCGAAGAUUCCAGCCCGACGACCUCAACAAGCUGUCGAAAUGUAACCUUGAUCCGCUGACCGAGACGUACGAGCUGGGCUUCUACUUGCAGUACUACGCCAAGUGGCCGUCGCUCUUCCAGGUCGCCGAGGACCAGCACGGCAACAUUAUCGGCUACAUCAUGGGCAAGCUCGAGUCGUCGCCCGACGUGUACCGCUUCUCGGAGCACUACCUGCCGUGGCACGCGCACAUCACCGCCGUCACGGUCGCCCCCGAGGCGCGGCGCCUGGGCAUCGGCAAGCUGCUUACGGAGCAGCUCGAGACGGCCGCCGACGCCAACAGCGCCUGGUUCGUCGACCUGUUUGUGCGCAGCACCAACUACAAGGCCAUCGCCUUCUACAAGAGCAUGGGCUACAGCGUCUUCCGCGUCGUCAAGGACUACUACGGCGACCACUCCAGCGACCCCUCCCAGUCCUCCGAGGACGCCUACGACAUGCGCAAGCCCAUGGAGAGGGACGUCAAGAAGGAGCACAUCCGCGCCGACGGCGACAAGUACGAGGUCGACCCCAGCGAUGUCUGGUGA
Molecule: messenger RNA, 573 nt
Organism: Lasiosphaeria miniovina
Lineage: Eukaryota; Fungi; Ascomycota; Sordariomycetes; Sordariales; Lasiosphaeriaceae
Product: acyl-CoA N-acyltransferase
Exons: 2
Coding region: 1-573 (190 amino acids)
Biological process (GO): N-terminal peptidyl-methionine acetylation
Cellular component (GO): NatB complex
Molecular function (GO): protein-N-terminal amino-acid acetyltransferase activity
Source: RefSeq, a predicted model, not a curated record